Messenger RNA from Morone saxatilis (striped sea-bass), 2219 nucleotides. RefSeq names its product N-acetyllactosaminide beta-1,3-N-acetylglucosaminyltransferase 3-like. Gene Ontology annotation, cellular component: membrane. Gene Ontology annotation, molecular function: hexosyltransferase activity. The record is from RefSeq and is a predicted model, not a curated record. The coding region runs from base 415 to 1563 and encodes 382 amino acids. The transcript is spliced from 2 exons. NCBI's taxonomy places the organism in Eukaryota, Metazoa, Chordata, Actinopteri, Moronidae.
AUGACGUCAUAUUAAAGCUAGGGUAGUGACCGUAAAGGAACCUGAGCGGCUUUCAGUGACUGAGGCAGCAGGCAGCAAGACUCACUGUCCAAGAGCUCAUUGAUCUGUUCACUGGACAUUAAUGGGUUAACAACAGUCACUUACUAAUUUUGCAAAUAAUUACUGAGACAAGUACAAUUACAUAACAAACGAACAAAGGUCAUAAAAAGCCAGUUUGGGGAGUGAAAACUUCUUGAGAAUGUAAAACUUCUCUGUUCAGGGGUGUAAUGCAGAAGAACCUGUAGUGAGACAGAUAACGACACACAGCAGGGACCAGCCCAAGAGCUGAAACAUCCAGAAGGGUUCAACACCAACCUCCAUCUGCAAAGCUUUAUCUCCCUGCUGCUCCAGCCAACCUCCAGACGAGUUUUAAGUAUGACAAACGUCAAAGCAGCAACCUUUUUCUUGCUGACAGCAGCUCUUGGUCUGUUGAUCCUCCAUCUCUGUAAAAGUUUUCUUGACCAUGAAAUGAUCCACCUGCACUAUGUAAAUGUGAGAGACGGUGAUGGUCCAACAAGAGAGCACGUCAAAAACAACUCCUAUGUAUUCUCCUGGCCAAGAUGUCAACAAAAUAUGUCUGCUGCCAACAUAACAGGCUUCAGCUCUCUUCCUGAUUACAUUAAAGACUUUCUCUACCAUCAGCACUGUCGCCAUUUCCCCGUUCGACUGGACAUUCCUGACAAAUGUGGAGGAGCUGAUAAAUCAGCAGAUGUCUUCCUUCUGCUGGUCAUUAAAAGUUCCCCCAGGAACUACGACCGUCGAGAGGUGCUGCGGAAAACCUGGGCCAAAGAGAGGUUACAAAACGGUAUGUGGAUCCGAAGGAUUUUCAUCUCAGGAACAACAGAUUCUGGUUUUGAGAAAAAGAGGCUGAACGAACUCCUCAAGCUGGAGCACCGUGAGCACAAUGACAUCCUCCAGUGGGACUUUAAUGACACGUUCUACAACCUCACCUUGAAGCAGAUACUCUUCCUGGAAUGGAUGGAAAGAAACUGUCCCAACGCUCGAUUCCUGAUGAAUGGUGACGAUGAUGUCUUUGCUAACACAGACAACAUGGUCGAGUAUCUCCAAGGCCUCAAGGAUAAUAAUGGAAGCAAACACCUCUUUACUGGCCAUCUCAUCCAGAAUGUGGGGCCCAUCAGAUCAUCAGGGAGCAAGUAUUUUAUCCCAGUUCAGAUACAGGAGUCAGAAUCAUAUCCCCCCUACUGUGGUGGUGGGGGCUUCCUGUUGUCUGGCUAUACAGCUUCGGUCAUAUACAGUAUGUCUCAUUCCAUUACCAUUCUUCCCAUUGAUGAUGUUUACAUGGGGAUGUGUCUGGCCAAAGCCGGACUUGGUCCUGAAUCCCAUAUGGGUGUGAAGACAGCAGGAUUGUACAUUCCCUCCAGGAAACAUGAUGAAUAUGACCCUUGCUUUUAUAAAGAAGUUAUACUGGUACACAGAUUCCUUUCAGCUAACAUGUUUCUUAUGUGGCAGAGAAUACACGACCCUGAUCUCAAAUGUGGUUCCAAAACUGUGACUCACAGGUGAUGACAGAGCUUGUUGACACUUUGGUUCCUGCUUCCUUAGGUUGUGAGUACACGUUUUUCUACCACUGUUCAGCUGUUCAACUUGUUUUAUUCCUAAAGUCAUCAAUGUGUGCCAGCAACCAGACAGACACAGAAUGGUCUUGGAAGUAGGUAGUGCUGACAAACAUUACUUUUGUAUAUAUUGCAAAACUUGCUUUGCCGAUGUAUUUGUUUUUUUAUGGCUAAUGUGUUGAUGUGCCUGCUUAUCCAUUUGGCAGACAUGGAGCAUUAUUAUCGUAUCACUGGCCCCUGACGAAAUGUAUGUCCAAUAUUUACUGGCCCUCAACUGCUGGGAAAAAAAUAAAUGUUGUCUUCGCCAAAUGCUAUACUUUUAUUUAUCAGUUCAUCUGAUAUUUGUUGCUGUGCAGUUGGUUUGUUGGAGCUUGAUUGCUAAAAAAAGCUACUUACUGUAGUUUCCGGUAUAUAUGUUUUUGCAUUUGACCUCAAAUUAAAGACACUGAACUGGAAGCUGAUGGUGCAAUUUUUGUUCUAUUUAUUUUCUCACACUGAUGGACUUUUAUAUUUUAUCUUAUUUUAUGUAGUGUAUUGACUGUUUUCUGUCUACCUGCCCAGGGAUAACAGAUGUGAAAUAGCUGUUAGUUAACUCUGGUGCAAUUA